AUGCCCACUUUGAAUCUCUUCACAAAUAUUCCAGUCGACGCCGUCACAACCUCCGACAUCCUCAAGGACGCUACUAAAGCCGUCGCUAAGAUCAUCGGCAAACCUGAAUCCUAUGUGAUGAUACUACUUAAUAGUGGAGUGCCCAUUGCAUUUGCCGGGACUGAGGAACCCGCCGCGUAUGGAGAACUGAUAUCUAUUGGGGGAUUAGGAGCGGGCGUUAACGGGAAGCUUAGCCAGACUUUAUCUGAGAUUCUCCAACUUAAGCUCUCUAUUGACAGCUCCCGCUUUUAUAUCAAAUUCUACGAUUCCCCGCGACCUUUCUUCGGAUUCAAUGGAUCAACUUUCUGA
Microthlaspi erraticum is the source of this 348-nucleotide messenger RNA. NCBI's taxonomy places the organism in Eukaryota, Viridiplantae, Streptophyta, Magnoliopsida, Brassicales, Brassicaceae. The record is from the annotation of a GenBank genome assembly.